AUGUAUUGUGUAUCUGUGACAAGCCAGGUUCUAGAAGACACUUGUGUGAUUGAUAAUCUUCAGAGGAGCCUCGAGCUCCGCAGACUCGCGCAGCCGCCCCCUCGGGCCCCCCGUUUGCCCGAAAGCCUGGCCUCCGGGGAAACGGUCCCGGCUCCGCCUGCGCUCCCACAGCCUUGCCUCGCCUCCCGCAACACGAACCUCGACCUUGAGGGGUCCCGGCUCACCCACCAGCAGCUAAAUCCCUCGGCUGGGUUGGAAGACAGCUCCCAGAGCCUCCAAACAAAGCAUGAAAAUAAUCACUUGGUAGUGUAUAUUUUUCGAAUUUUGAUUGGAAUUGGAUCUGCUACUGUUCUUCUUUGUCUCUUGGGUUAUUUGGGAAUUUACAAUGAAAUCAGAUGGCUCCUAAUUCUGUAUGCAGUACUGUUGAUGUGGGCCUCUGGUGUUCAGGUUGUACUUUCAGCACUCAUCUUCACAAAGAAAGAGGAGGUUAACCAAGUGUGGCAUGAACAAAUUGAUUUAGUCAUUUCUCAAUAUGGAUCUAAAAAUAUGCCUGAAGACAUACCCAAGUGGACUAUUCUGAAUGCUGUACAGAAAACAUUACAGUGUUGUGGCCAACACAAUUACACAGAUUGGAUAAAGAAUAAGCAUAAAGAAAAUUCAGAACAAGUGCCAUGUUCUUGCACGAAUUCUACAUUGAGAAAGUGGUUUUGUGAUGAGCCACUGAAUGCAACUUACCUAGAGGGUUGUGAAAAUAAAAUCAACAUAUGGUAUCAUGCUAAUGCUUUAACAUUAAUUGGAAUUAACGUUGGACUUUUGGCUUCAGAGGUUUUGCAAGUCUCAUUAACUGUUUCUUUCUUCAGACAUAUCAAGAAUAGAAUAUAUGCAGAAAUGUGAUCUUUGGAUUUUAAUUCAUCCAGAAGAAACCAAUUAAUUCUCAAAAUAAUC
Diceros bicornis minor is the source of this 945-nucleotide messenger RNA. RefSeq names its product tetraspanin 19 (gene TSPAN19). The record is from RefSeq and is a predicted model, not a curated record. Gene Ontology annotation, cellular component: membrane. The transcript is spliced from 8 exons. Bases 1 to 894 code for a protein of 297 amino acids. NCBI's taxonomy places the organism in Eukaryota, Metazoa, Chordata, Mammalia, Perissodactyla, Rhinocerotidae.